UUCCCUGAGUCUCUGGCCAGUGGGAGGCGGCCUGGAUGACGUGCCGUGGUGCUUCCCGGGCGGCAGGCAGCGUGUGUUGGUGGACGUCACGUAGCGCUGCCCCUUGCUGCUGUAGCGUACAGUCAGCUGCAUACAUACAUACAGUACAUCUGAGCGGCGACGCUGCAUGGCACUGGCGGGGAUGCUGCAACUGGAAGCAAAUGGACCCCUCUAACAGUCAGCUGGACCCAGAUUUUUCCCAGCAGAAUACACCAUGUCUCAUAGUAGAAGACUCUCAGCCAGAAAGUUUGGGAACAGAAGAUGAUCUGGAACGAGCACGCUUUGGCCUCCUUGUGCAGCAUCUGCCGACUUUGCCAUCACAAAUAGAAAGUCCUGUCUUGGAUUUUGUGCCUGGUUGUCCUAGUAAUAAACAUUCCUUCAGCGAGAAAGGACACAUUGACAUAAGCGAAGCAUUAAAAGAAAACAAAACAGAGUCUAUGGAAGCUCAGCGCAUACCAGGUGGUGUUGGUAUUCUUAGCCAAGUGAUUGAGCAAACUCCAUGUCCAACAAACAGAAUCAGUGAUUUCAACCGUGAUGAACAUAGUGAGCUUGAAGAUCCUGCUGACUGCACUACACAAUCGCUGCAUGUUGAAGAUUCAGGGACAUCCCAGCUAGCUUUUGGGGUUUUGGAACUGUCCCAGAGCCAGGAUUUAGAAGGGCUUAGCACAAGAGAUGAAACUACAAAGGGCAUUCUACAAGAGAAUAUACAUUCUGGACCUCAGACACUUGAAUGUAAAAAAGAAGAGCUCUGUAAUAUUGGUGCUGACUCUUGUGAAAGCAGGAAUGCCAGAGAACACAGACCAGAAGAAGAGUUCCAACGACAACAGGAAGAAGCAGGACUUGGGAAAGCUGCUUACAGUGAAAGUGAAGAAAACAUUGGCACUGUAGUGAAUCCCAGCUGUGCAGAUGAUGCUCAGAAAGAGUCCAUUAGACAGCAGACUCAUCAGGAUUCCCAGGCCAAUGUGGAAUCAUGCUGUGCAAAUAUGGAAGAGGAAGAGUCAGAUCUCGUCUCCAGUCAGGAAGAUUUAUUUGAACCGCAUAAGAGCCCUGUUACACAGAAGAUUGUCUCAACCCCUGCCGAUAGCCUGCGCCUUCUGCAUUUCUCUGGUCAGGCCAGUCUCGCACCUCUGAAUGUCUCAGACGUUUCCUCAGACCUGGUUUCUCCUUCCCCAGAUGCUAUCCAACCUACCCCCAUCAUCCUGCCCAGCUCCCCCACAGAACAGAAGGAAGGAGAAGUUGAAGACAUGGAGAUUAAACCUUCAAAUAAGUCCGAGAAGACCAGAAGUCAGCAGGUGGAAGCCUCCAAAUCCAGUAACAACCCUUUUUUAGCUGUACCGCAAGUAUCAACUCCAGUGUGCCAAAGUGCUCCAGCGUUCGUGCCAGGAUCAUUUGUGGUACCUUCACAACCAGAGUUUUCACAUGAUGUUUUUAUACCAACCCCGAGCCUAGACGAUUCUCUUGCCAGAGAGCAGGGUGACCAGUCACAGUUCCCAAAGGAUGCAGAAAGUCCAAAAGCUCCAGAUCUAAAGCCUGAACUCCCUGAGUUAGAUUCAAGGCUUUCGCAUGAAGAUGCAGGAGAUGAAUGUAAUUUACUGUUAUCCACAAGUGAGGCUAGUGAACUUAUGGAAACAGACUGUGCCCACCCAGGGGAUGAUCAUAGAGCCUCUCAAAUAGAAGGAUGGCAUGCAUAUUCCAGAACUUCUCAGAGUGCGAAGGGGUAUCCUCCGUCAUUAGAUCCCUUGCAGGAGAACCGGUCUACAAUAUCUAGGCAGUCCAUGACACCAGUUCAUGAAGACUCUCCUACUAAUCCUGAAACCUCUGCAGCAAUUUGCGAGAACUUUGUUGAUGGAAAAGUCAAUGAAGAUAUUGAUUGUAGUACCUAUUCCAAUGAUUCUGGAAGUCAGGCACUCUUGGCACCAUCCUUAAAUUCAGAAGCUUCUUUAAGUAUUUUAGACCAAGAGAUAACGGAACACAAAAUAAAUCUAGCUGUGGAAAGUCUGUCUGAUGUUGAAGAAAUUCCGGAAACUCCAUGUAUUAGAGACACUGAAGAUGACCAGUUAGCAGAAGAGCCUAAAAGAGAACAGGGCAAUCUCAAUCUUGCUCUUUCCGAGACUCAGACUCCGUGUGUGGGUGUUGAAGUGGCAGAACAUUUAAAAACUGAUGAUGAAGCGAUGGAGGUAGAACUGAGCACAGUUUCUCAAGUUAAUUUAGUAAAGCCUUUUACUGAGCAAAUGGAAGAGCAGCAAGCAUGUACUCCAGAAAACAAACAUGAUAAUACCAAGCGCACAGAGUCUGUGCCUUCUAUAACACUCCCAUUAGCCCAUGUUCCUGCGCAAUGUGAAACCACUGAAUGUGACAAGUCUCCAUCUGGAGCAGUUAAGGAACUGGAGGUUGAUCACUCAAAUGCUGGUCAAGGGUCUGGAGAUGAGCAAAUAGCUAAUUUUGUAUUAGUGAAACCAAAGCAGAUCUGUGAAAUAGACAAGAUGCAAACUCACAUGAAAGAGAAGUCAGACUAUAUUGUGCCUGCAACAAGUGAUUGUAAUAAUGCCGUAAAGCCUCUAUCUCCUCCGCAACAGAUUUCUCGCCACCUAGCCCUUGAUGCCAAUUUGCAAAUAGUCCCAAAGGAAAGCCAUGUGUAUUGUGUAAAAGAUGGAAGUGAAGAGAGAACUGCACACGAGAAGCUGUACCGGGCUGAACAUGUAAAACUGGUUGGCCAAGGGUUGCAGUCACAUGUACAGGAGAAGGAACCGCAACAAUGUGACCUUCAAGGUGAUUCGGGUGAUAUCCAUUCUGUGGCGCCAUUAGCCAAGCAAUAUCCAGUGCCUCUUGAAAAGAAAGAAUGUACUACCUUAAAAGCAAAUCUAAACCCAUCUCGAAAUAUAUCUGUAUCUGUGACAGAACAUAGAUCACAGGACACGAAAAAUGGUGAUGGUGAUCUGCAAGGAGUUGAAGCCUUGUGUACAUCGAGUACCGUACAAGCAAAUGAACAGUCUAGCCUUUCUGUAGUAGAAGAUACUGAAAAUAUGUCAGAUGAUGAUAGUCGGCAGCAGCCCCUAUUUCCCAAAGAUGUUCCUGACUCUGGACAAAGGAGAGAUCGAGAUCUUCCUUCACCAGCACUGAAUUUAUCCAAAAGUGAACUAGAACAUCCAAAUGAGGCUUCACAGACCUCAAGAAAAGUUCCUGAUGAUAUGAAGGAGGUAAAUCCUCCGCGCAAAGAGAUCGCCUCUUAUAGCAAUGAUCAUCCAAGAGCUUUAGAUAGAAAAUCUGAAACAUCUCCUCCUCAAAAUGAAAAGCCACAGAUUCCUGCGCUGUUUAAAUGUACAACGGAUACAUCCAUUGGUGCUUGCGAGGAUGAGGCACAUAAAGUAGAGUCAGAAUUGCAGGAGAAAACCACAGAACAGUCCACACACAACCUCUGUGAAAGCUCCAGUGAAACACCAUUCCAUUUUACUCUGCCAAAGGAAGGAGAUCUAAUUCGACCAAUGUCCACUGUUACACCACCCAUGAUCGGCCAGCUGAAACGAGGGCCACGAAGACACAGUACACCAAUUGAAAUUGGAGGCUGCCCAGACAGCACCCUGGCAACUAGUGAUGUCUCCGCUGAAAGCCCUAUGGCAACCAAUGAUGUCACAGUGGAGAGUGCUAUGGUAACAACAGAUGUGUCUGAGGAAAGUGAGAGGGGAAAUUCUGGCUCCGCUUCUGAUGCUGAUGGGAAAUUGUGUUUGAGAAUGAAACUUAUUACACCUGUAAAUGAGGAGAGUGAAGGAGAUCCACAAUUUAACUUGGAAAAACCUGGUGUUGGUGAGAGGGCGAAUGGAACCUCUGCCGUUGGUGUUGCCAGUACAGAGAACCCUUCUUCUGUGUUUGCACGUGUAUGUGAGGUCCGUCGUGAAGAAGAGCUCAAAGCCCACAAUUUAUCCACUACUCCGGACAGGGGAAACCCAUUCCAAUUCUCCAGCAAACAAAAGGCUGCAACAUCAGUGGCUUCACAAAAUGUAAAAGAAUUAUGUGAGCAGGACAUGGACCAUCAGUCCACUCCAGAGGAAUCUGUAGAGGACUUGUCUUGUGAUCAAGAGGAAGAGGCCAUGGAAACUGAACAUAUUCCGGAGGAAAACCAGCAUUCUGUUCCAAAGGAAGCUGAGAGGGACAGUCAGAAGAACAUGUCUCCUCCAGCCCCUACCCAACAGCUAAAAAAUGAGGAAUGUUCAUUAAUGGGAUAUAAAAACAAAGAAGUCCAAACUGUGAAUGUAUUGGAGCCUAAAGUGUUAGUGGUGUCAUCCUCAACCCAGACGGAUACUGUGUCUAGACCACCACUAAAGACAGUUAGUGGAGGUUCUGUCCUAGAUCACAAAAAAGAAAUCAAGGCGAGUGAUCAGGACCAAGAAAAAUCUGAAGGCACACAGAAACACAGACAGGGAGAUGACACUGAAUCUGUGCACAGUCAGGAAGAGGAUGAUUUUGAGCUACCUUGUCCUCCUCCUGGACGCGGUCUUCACCGGCAUGUACGCACUAUUCGUGAAGUGCGUACCGUGGUCACACGUGUAAUCACAGAUGUCUAUUACAUGGAUGGUGCAGAGGUGAAGCGCAAAGUGGUGGAGGAAACUGAGGAGCCAAUUAUAGAGUGUCAUGAAUAUGAAAGCGAAGUGUCACCUUCCAGAACAGUUGUUUCUUCUCUGACCUCUGGAGAUCUUGCCGAUAUUAGUUCCUUUUCUUCAAAAGCUUUAAGCCUUCAGCGCACAUCUAGCGGCGCAAGCAGCGGCCUUUCAGCUGGGCAGAGUACAAGUGGUAGUAGCUCUGAUCGAGGGAGGUCAGCUGCACUCAAAGGGAAAGCUGGUCAGCUGGAGUCUGGAGAGUUUGCGAUGCCAAGUGGACGUGGAAAUGUAGGAAAACUAAGUCCCAGGAAAGUGGCCAGCCAGCUAGGAUCAUCACACCGACCAGGAAGACAAACAGGGGUGCAAGUGAGUGAAGAUGAUGCAGAUUCAUCGCUGGGAAACCGACCAGGGGCCAAAGCGCCCCUUACACCCCGUGGAAGAGGGAGGAGGGGACGUCCUCCCUUUCGAGGAAGUGGAUCAAGGGAAAUCAGCUCAGCAAGCCAUGCACAUGGUGACGAUUCUACAGCUGCUGCCAUUCCAGAUGAAGAACCAUUUACACGCAUCAACAUUUGUCAUCCAGAAGCCCGUGAUAAAGCAAGCCCAGGAACUCCUCCUUCAAUGAUUCGCAGUAACUCCCCUGAAAUCCCUGAUCAAACGCCAUCCAAAAAUGAAACCCUGGAAUCUUCUAGUGGCAGUAGUUUUGUGGGGCUCAGGGUUGUGGCCAAAUGGUCCUCCAAUGGAUAUUUUUAUUCCGGCACAAUUACUCGAGAUAUUGGUGGAGGCAAAUACAAGCUGCUGUUUGAUGAUGGCUAUGAAUGUGAUGUUCUAGGAAAAGACAUUUUAUUAUGCGAUCCUAUUCCUUUGGACACAGAGGUGACAGCCCUCUCUGAAGACGAAUAUUUCAGCGCAGGAGUUGUAAAAGCACACAAACGAGAUUCUGAAGAACUAUAUUACUGUAUUGAAAAGGAAGGACAAAAAAAGUGGUACAAAAGAAUGGCUGUUAUACUGUCCCUAGAACAAGGAAAUAAGCUAAGGGAACAAUUUGGUCUUGGUCCAUAUGAGCCUUCAACACCAUUAACGAAGGGAUCGGACAUAAGUCUCGAUAAUCUAGUAGAAGGAAAGCGGAAACGGAGAAGUAACGUAAGUGUGACAACGACACCUACUACCACAAGUACAUCCAGUGCAAGCACCCCAACUAGGAAAGUAUCUGAGCACCCUCGCAGCUCAUUAGGUCCACUUUCUGGCAAGAGGAAACUGAUCAGCUCAGAUGAUGAGAAAUCUCCAGCAAAACGUGGCCGCAAAUCUGUCUUGGUGAAGUCUGUGGUGUGCCUUGUUAUUAGCUGUUCUCCAAACUGUAAUACAUACUACAACCACAGGGUGGCCAGUGAACCACUUGUAAUCUGCAAAUUCUCUCAGGAUUACAAAUUCUGGCAAUGUAUGAGUUCUCUCAAAAGAUCACUAUUUGUUAGUGUUUCAAAAGGAGGGGAUUUUGUGAGCCCCAAUGAAAGUGGAGAUACUGAAGUUGACCAGACAGCAUUAGUGGAUACACAUGGACCUUUGCCCCAUAAUAAAUUGUUGUUUGUGGGCUAUGCAUUCCUCCUUACAACGGCCACGUCCAGUGACAAGCUCAACAAUUGUCUGAAAUCUCAGAACAUUCUCAGCAGUGAAGAGGAGGAAGAAUACAUUGAGAGCUCUCCCUAUGACCGGAGGUACACUGAGUCACAGCUCCGUGCCGGAGGUGGUUGCAUCUUGGACACUUUUAAUGAAGCACUGUGUAAAGUAUCUGCUCAAUGUCUGCUGAUUGCUGACCAGCAUUGCCGAACCCGAAAGUAUUUCCUGUGCCUUGCCAGUGGGAUCCCCUGUGUGUCUCACGUCUGGGUCCAUGACAGCUGUCACGCUAAUGAGCUGCUAAACUUUAGAAAUUAUCUCCUCCCUGCCGGAUACAGCCUUCAAGAGGAAAGAAUCUUGGAAUGGCACGACUCUCAGCAUCCUUUCCAAGGUUUGCGCUUUCUUGUGGUAUCUGACCAAGUAGAGAACUUUUUGGAAAUGUGGACAGAGGUAUUAAUGACCGGAGGGGCAGCAUCUGCAAAGCAGCACAACUCCAAGGAUCUCAACAAAGAUGUUGCUUUGGCUGUUUUUGAUGUAGUAAUCACAGAUCGUUCAUGUCCAGAAUCCAUUUUAAAAUGUGCCCAAUCCCUGGACCUUCCAGUUGUUUCACAAGAGUGGGUCAUUCAGUGUCUCAUCAACGGAGAGAAAGUUGGUUACAACAAACACCCAAAAUACAAACAUGAUUACAUUUCAGGUUGAGAAGACAGUGCUGAUGUCAUUGCCCUUUUAUCAGCGCUCCCUAUUUUUGCUGCUCCUUGCAUUGUGCAUACCGUGUUUUACUGAAGUUUUAGAUAGUUUUAAAUGUUUGUGUUUCCUUUACCGUUGCAUGUGUUCACUUGUACAUAGUUUUAACUGCUGGACUUUUAUGAUAAAAAUAAAUGUUGAAUCUACUUGUCUUAUUUUGUCCAUCUUCAGUUCCAUUUUUAUGUAUACUUAAAAUGUGAAACAUGACUUAUUAAAGUCUCAUUUACAAAA
Molecule: messenger RNA, 7214 nt
Organism: Pseudophryne corroboree (corroboree frog)
Lineage: Eukaryota; Metazoa; Chordata; Amphibia; Anura; Myobatrachidae
Gene: TP53BP1
Product: tumor protein p53 binding protein 1
Exons: 29
Coding region: 36-6938 (2300 amino acids)
Biological process (GO): positive regulation of transcription by RNA polymerase II; DNA damage checkpoint signaling
Cellular component (GO): nucleus
Molecular function (GO): histone binding
Source: RefSeq, a predicted model, not a curated record